This is a messenger RNA of Rotaria sp. Silwood1, 225 nucleotides long. NCBI's taxonomy places the organism in Eukaryota, Metazoa, Rotifera, Eurotatoria, Philodinida, Philodinidae. The record is from the annotation of a GenBank genome assembly.
AUGCCGUCGGAAUCACCGUCAAAGAUCACAAGUAACGAAGAAAAGCCUAUUUACUUACAAGCUUUCACCGAAAAUAACUUGCCGACUUCGGAUUGGGGUCCUAAACGAAAAGAUGAUCAAACAGGUCUUUAUCAACGAAUGAAAGAGUCGUUUACCAAUGGUGGAUUGUCUUCAUCUAAUAAUUCAAUAUUACCAUCAACCGUUGUUGAUCAUUCAAAUGAUUAA